AUGCUGGAAACACAAUUCAAUACCAUGCUAAAUUUAAGAACCAAUGCAUCGAUUAGUUUUGAGGAUUCUCCAGAAUACAAAGAUAUGGCUGAAAAGCUUGAUUUUCUUAAUGCUGAAAAUGAACAUUUAAAAUUGUUACUUGAGGAAAGAGAUUUAGAAAUUCAGUCCCUAAGAGAGCAAGCAGAGUUGAUGCGAGAAAGAUAUAUCAUGGAUAUUGAUAAGCUGACAUCUGAAGUUGCGAAUUCCAGAAUUGCUCCAAAACCUCUUGAGGAAGAAAAGAUGGAAGAGCAUGUUGACGAGAAUCCAAGAACCAGCUCACCACCUCGCUCUAGAUCACCACCACCUCAACCCGUUCAACAAUCAUAUCCAAAGCAAGAGGCAAGAAGAAGUUUAGACUUUAAUGCUGCUGUCAGAAAUGCGUUACACAACAUGUCCAAGGAACAAGCUAAUCCUCUGUCAAAGUCGUUUGACGCCAAACAGUUCAAGAUUAAUUCUGAAAAACCAAAAGCAGUUGCUUCCAAUGAGGAACAAGAACAGGAAGAGAAUCAACAAGAAGAUAAAACCAGAAAGGCCAACAAAACGUUGGACAGUAUAACAGAAAGAAUGCUGAGGUCUUUGAAAGGCCCAAUUCGAGCUGAAGAUAAUUCUAAGCAAAUCGAUAAAAUGGUGAAUGACAUUAAGGAGCAAUUCAAAGAAAAGGGUGUGAUACUUCCUUUGAAACGAGUCAAAGAUUGCGUGUAUGCUUUUGGAGAAGGCAAAGCUGAAAGAAAAGUACAUCUUAACAUUGUCAAUGGAGUGUUGAAGGUUAAAAUAGGAGGUGGUUAUGAUGAUUUUUUGAAAUUUCUUUCACAAUCCGUUCGUUUAUUGCAAGCAAAGAAGAAAUAA
Messenger RNA from Naegleria fowleri, 885 nucleotides. RefSeq lists its product as uncharacterized. Bases 1 to 885 code for a protein of 294 amino acids. The transcript has a single exon. Gene Ontology annotation, molecular function: microtubule binding. The record is from RefSeq and is a predicted model, not a curated record. NCBI's taxonomy places the organism in Eukaryota, Heterolobosea, Eutetramitea, Acrasida, Naegleriidae.